Molecule: messenger RNA, 9511 nt
Organism: Chinchilla lanigera (long-tailed chinchilla)
Lineage: Eukaryota; Metazoa; Chordata; Mammalia; Rodentia; Chinchillidae
Gene: Mki67
Product: marker of proliferation Ki-67
Exons: 16
Coding region: 269-9040 (2923 amino acids)
Biological process (GO): regulation of mitotic nuclear division; regulation of chromosome segregation
Cellular component (GO): nucleus; chromosome
Molecular function (GO): protein binding
Source: RefSeq, a predicted model, not a curated record
CUUGGCGUAGAGCGGCCUAGGCCGGCAACGCGGUUGGGGGCAGCGGGGCUACCGCGGCCACGGCGGGGUACGGGUCUGCGGGCCGGGGCGGAGCGAGAGCGGCCCGCGGACGGCGUCCGACUGGACUGCUUGGGGCCGCGCGUGGACGCGCCGGCAGCACCGGCGGCGGUGAGCGCGAACUCGACCAGUGGAAAAGGUGCUUGUGAGUUUGCCUCUGUAAUUGAAACCUUACUUCCUGCCCGGAUUAGACUAACAGCUAGUUUAGAAAAUGGGGCCCACGGCACGCCUUGUUACCAUCAAGAGGAACGGGGUGGACGGCAUCCCCUUUCCACUGACCCUUAGCACCUGCUUGUUCGGAAGGGGAACUGAAUGUGACAUUCGUAUCCAGCUUCCUGUAGUGUCAAAACAACAUUGCAAAAUUGAAAUCAAUAGGCAGGAGGCAAUAUUGUAUAAUUUCAGUUCCACAAAUCCAACACAAGUAAAUGGGUCUGCUAUUGACAAACCUGUACUACUAAGACAUGGGGAUAUAAUAACUAUUAUUGAUCGGUCUUUCAGGUAUGAAAAUGAAAGUUAUCAGAAUAGAAGCCAGUCACCUGAACUUCCAGAAAAAAUAUGUGAACAGAAACCUGCACGGCGUGCCUCAAGAGCAAGCUUCUCUGCUGACCCUGAUGACAAAGAUCAAGAUUCCAAAGCCCAUUCAAGCAUCACUGAAGGACAUGCUACAGGAGGGUCUCUGGUACAUGGCAAGCAACUCAAACAGGACAGUUCUACCUCAGAUGGCUCAAAGGGCAGUGCUGCCCAGGAACCAGUUAAGGUUCCUUCUUCAGAACCUCCAAGACAUGGUAACAGGAAUGCGGGAGAUCCCACCAUUGGGGAUUUUAAGGAAAAGUCCAGGGUAACUUCAGUGGGCUGCUAUGGAGAACUGAAAACUUUUCCCACUACACAGUUUCUUGACAAUGGCAAUAAAAGUGAAUCUCCCUUUAAGAAGCUUUAUCAGUCAAUGAAGGAAGAGUUUGAUGUGAAAUCACAAAGACAAAAUGUUCUACAGUAUCGUAGAAAAUCAGGAUCAUCAACUGCUUACACACCAGAAAAAGGCAGUGCCGACUCUUCGCAAAAGGAGGCUCAGCUAUUGGUGUCUUGUAAAUCAAGACCAAAGUCCAAUAGAAGCACCCACGUUAAUGGUGCUUCUUCGCCUGCACCAGAAAUGAGUCAGGCCAAGGGAAAGAAAAGUGAUCCAGAACCUAUUCAGACUUCCGAAGAAGCUGUACGUUCCAGCCUUUCUCUCUCUCAGGUGACUAAAGUACAGACCCCUGUGCGACAUUCACAGCAGAAAAGAUCUUCACAGAAACGUAAGAGUGAAGACCUGCAUGUCACUGACAGAGAAGAGUCUCUGAUUCUGGACAAGAAUGAGGAUGUGUCUUUGAAGAGAAGGCGUGUGUCCUUUGGUAGUCAUCUAAGACCUGAAUUAUUUGAUGAAAACUUGCCUCCGAAUACACCUCUCAAAAGAGGAGAAACACCAGCCAAGAGGAAAUCUCUCGGAACUCAUACUCCAGCUGUUCUAAAGAAAAUCAUCAAGGAGCAGCCUCAAUCAUCAGGCAAAGAAGAAUCUCCUGAAAUCUGCUUGGAAGUGAAAGCACAGCAUGUAUCCAUAGAUGCUCUAGCACCUAGUCCUAGAGUAACUCCCCCAAGGACAAAUGAUCAAAGGCGAAGGUCACACAAGGGCUCUACUGCCUCUGGUGAUGGGAAAUCCCCAGAUGAGACAGACAUGCCUAAGAAAUCAGGGAAAAAGAGUGGCCACUUGCCUGCAAAGAGAGCAUCCAUUAGUCGAAGUCAGCAUGACAUUUUACAGAUGAUUUCCUCCAAAAGAAGGAGUGGUGCUUCUGAAGCCAAUCUAAUUGUUGCAAAAUCAUGGGCAGAUGUGGUAAAACUUGGUGUAAAACAAACACAAACAAAAGUUGUGAAACAUCCCCCUCCAAGGCAGAUGAGCAAAAGACAAAGAAGACCUAGUACUCCAAAGAAGCCUUCGGAUAAUGUUCACAAUCAGUUUAGCACGGGUCAUGCAAACUCUCCUUGUACCAUAGUAAUAGGGAAAGCACAAAUUGAAAAAGUAAAUGCACCUGCUCAGCCCUACAGAAUGCUGAACAACUUUGUUUUCACCCAAAAAGUGGAUUAUAAUGAAGAUCUGUCAGGGCUAACAGAAAUGUUUAAAACUCCAGUGAAGGAGAAGCCACAGAUGAUGAGCACACAUUCUGUCACACCCUCCAGUUCAGAGAACUUGCUUGGAGACAAGUCUACAGUAAUUAGUUCCGGAGAAGAAUCUCUGUCCAUCCCUUCAGUGAACUUAGGAGAAAAUGUGUACUCUAGUGCUCAGAGUGCAGCAAAAGAACCAUCUGAUAAAUGUUUUGCAAGCCCCAUAUUAAGAAGGAAGUGUAUAAAAGAAGAUGAAAAGAUAGUAAAAACUCCUAGAAAUAUCCAUAAAAUUACUCAUUUUGAGAUUAAAACUCCAGAUUCUGCGACAGAGGCUCUGAAGACAGUAUAUAGUACAAAUAAAUUAAGAUCUGUGGAGCUCAGAAAAGUGCAGAUACUACCCAUAGAAAGUACAAAUGAAGAACUAGCAACAGGCAUUACUGAGAACAUCACAAGGAAAAACCUGAGGAAGACCCCACUACGAGAAAAGGAAAAAGACAGAGAGAUGAAGGAUAGUGAACGAUCUUUAGAAACAUGUAAGGAAAAUGUGGAAUUAAAUGAAAAUUCUGGAAAGGGAACACCUGUAAGGAGAUCAAGAAGUAGUGGAAAGAAGUGUGAAUCCACCAGUGACCUGACAGAUCUUAGGAGAACACCAGGAAAAGAACCCACAGAGCACAUAUCAGGUCCCCAAAUGCCUCUGCAAAAAACAGAUUGUGCCAAGGAAUUAACAAAUGAAGUGGGUACAACUACCAAAAUGCCCUGCACAUCUUCACAGCCAGAACCAAUCCACUCCCCAGCAAGCAGGAAAAGACAGCUUAAGAUACCUCUGGGAAAAGUGGAUGUGAAAGAAGAGGUGACUGCACUGAGGAGUCUCUCACAAAUGUCAGGGGAACACAUACACAUAGUAAAUUAUGAUAAAAGUAUGGACGUGCUUAAGGAAACUCCAAAGCAGAAAUUGGACUCAGCAAUGAAUGCCACAAGAAUGAAGAGGUUGCCAAGAACUCCUAAAAACCAACCUCUGGAAGACCUAGCAGGCAUCAAAGAAUUGUUGCAAACACCGGAACACAAAGAUGUGCCCAUAAGUGAAUACAAAGCUAAAGUGCUCUAUAGCUCUCCACAGACAGAAGCAGUGGAUACCCCAAGAAGGAAAAAAACAUUUCCCAACACACCCCAGAGGAAAGUGGAUAUAAAAGAGGAGAAAGCCAUAUAUAACCCAAAAGCAACAGAAGGUGAAGACAAAGGCAUCAAAGCUUUAAACGAAUCUGUAAAGCAGACACUGGACCUAGCAACAAAUAUAUCUUGCAGCAAGAGACGGCCGACAACACCUAAGGCAAAGGCCCAGCCUCUAGAGGACCUGGCUGGCUUCCAGGAGCUCUUCCAAACACCAGGCCCUGCCAAGGACCCCAUGACUGAAUCAGACACCACCAAAACACCCCAUGGAUCUUCACAGUCAGAACCAGUAGAAUCUUCAACAGCCUCAAAGAGACGUUCUAAGAUAAGUCUGGGAAAAAUGGAUGGGGAAGAAGGGCUGAGACUAACACAGUCACCAAGCAGAGCCAUGCACACACCUACAGUACCAAUUCAGGAGAAGAAAAGCAUCAGAGCAUCUCUGCCAACUCCAAAGCAGAAACUGCACCUAACAGAAAGUUUAACUGAACCUAAAAGACCAGCACGAACUCCUAAGGCAAACAUGCAGCCUUUGGAUGACCUGGCUGGCUUCCAAGCGCUCUUCCAAACACCAGGCUGUGCCAAGGACUCAGUGACUGAACCAGACACCAGCAAAACACCCUGUGGACCUUCACAGUCAGGACCAGUGGAAUCUUCAACAGCUUCAAAGAGAUGUUCUAAGAUAAGUCUGGGAAAAAUAGAUGGGGAAGAAGGGCUUUCAAAACCCAGGAGACUAACACAGUCACCAAGCAGAGCCAUGCACACACCUACAAUACCAGUUCAGGAGAAGAGAGGCAUCAGAGCAUCUCUGCCAACUCCAAAGCAGAAACUGGACCUAACAGAAAGUUUAACUGAACCUAAAAGACCAGCACGAACUCCUAAGGCAAAAGCUCAGCCUGUUGAGGACCUAGAUGGCUUCCAGGAGCUCUUCCAAACACCAGGCCAUGCCAAGGACUCUGUGACUGAACAAGAUACUGCCAAAACACCCCAUGGAUCUUCACAGUCAGCACCAGUGCAUACUUCAACAGCCUCAAAGAGACGUUCUAAGAUAAGUCUGGGAAAAAUGGAUGGGGAAGAAGGGCUCUCAACACCCAGGAGACUAACACAGUCACCAAGCAGAGCUAUGCGCACACCUACAGAACCAAUUCAGAAGAGAGGCAUCAGAGCAUCAGUGCCAACUUCAGAGCAGAAACUGGACCUGACAGAAAGUUUAACUGAACCUAAAAGAUCAGCACAGACUCCUAAGGCAAAUGUCCAGCCUCUGGAGGACCUGGCUGGCUUCCAAGAGCUCUUCCAAACACCAGGCUGUACCAAGGACCGAGUGGCUUCUGAGAAAACUCCAAGACUGCUCUGUAGAUCUCCACAACUAGGAUUGGUAGAUUCCCCAACUUCAAAGAGAUGUCGUAAGACAAGUCUGGGGAAAGUGGAUGUGAGAGAACCCUCACUAGAGAGAGAGCUAACUCAGAUGUCGGAGAAAACCAUGUCUACAUCUAAAAUGAAAGUAGAUGGUGGUGACAAAAGCCUCUGCUGUGAGACCUCUGCAGGACAGACACUGGACCUAGCCACAAAAGAGUCUGGUGGCAGGAGACAGCGAAGAACAACCAAGGUAAAGGCUGAGCUUCUAGAAGAUCUGACUGGCUUCCAAGAGCUCUUCCAAACACCAGGUGAUGCCAAGGACCCAAUGACUGUUGAUAAAACCACAAAAAUGCCCUACACUUCUCUACAUCCAGGGCUACUCAGAACAUCACCAACCUUAAACAGAUGUCCCAGGACAAGUCUGGGGGCAGUAGACAUGAGAGAAGAGCUCUCAGCCCCCAUGAAACUAAUACAGUCACCAGGCAAAGCUUUGCACAUACCUCUAGUACCAGUUCAGAAGGAGAAAAGUGUCAGAAUAUCUGCUGAAACUCCAGUGCAGAAACUAAAUCCAAGAGAAAAUUUAAGUGGACUUAAGAGACAGCCACGAACACCUAAGGCAAAGGCUCAUGUCCUAGAAGAUCUGACUGGCUUCCAAAAGCUCUUUCAAACACCUGAUCCUGCCAAUCACCCAGUAACUCUUGGUGAAACUCCAGAAAUGCCCUGCAUAUCUCUGCAAGCAGAAUCAGUAGACACUCCAGCAAAAGUGGUGAGGUGGUCAACAAGUCUGGAGGGAAAAAAUGUGAAAAAUCACUUGGCAGUAAUAAAUGUAACACAAAUAUCUGGGAAAAUUGCACACACGUAUGAAGAGCCCACAGAUGAUAAAGAGAGUCAAAUGUUUAAGAAAUCUUCAAAGCGGAAACUGGACACAGCAGAAAGUGUUACUGGCAACAAAAGGCUGAGAGGAGAAUCCAAGAAAAAUUCUCAAUCCCUAGAAGACUUAACUGGCUUCAAAGAGCUCUUUCAAACACCAGGUCACACUGAGGAAUCAGUGAGUGAUGAACAAACUACAAAAAUGCCUUGCAAAUCAGAACCAGAAUCAGUGGACUCCCCCAGAAGGAAAAAAGCAUUGCCCAGCAUACCCAGGGGGAAAAGGGAUAUGAAAGAAAAACAAAUCAUACAUACACCAAAAGCAACAGAAGAUGAUGACAAAGGCAUCCAAGCUUUUAAGGAAUCUGCAAAGCAGACACUGGAUCUAGCAACAAAUGUAUCUGGCAGCAGGAGAUGGCCAAGAACACCUGAGAUAAAGGCCCAGGUUCUGGAAGACCUUACUACCUUCCGAGAGCUCUUCCAAACACCAGACUAUGCCGAAGAACCAAUAGCAUCUGACGAAAUUACAAAAAUGCCCUGCAUAUCUCUGCAACCAGGGCCACUGUAUACUCCAACAACCUCAAAGAGACAUUCUAAGGCAAGUCUGGGGAAAACAGAUGGGAAAAAAGAGCUGCCAUCACUCAAGAGACAAAUGCAAUCCCCAGGGAGAGCCAUGCACACACCUUCAGUACUAGUUCAGGAGCAGGGAGGCGUCAGAGCAUCUACAGAAACUCCAAACCAAAAGCUGCACCCAGGAGAAAAUUUAAAAGGACUUAAGAGACAGCCACGAACACCUAAGGCAAAGGCCCAUAUCCUAGAAGACCUGACUGGCUUCCGGGAGCUCUUUCAAACACCUGAUCAUGCCAAUGGCCCAAUAACAGAAAAUUUAACUGGGCCUGGGAAACAGCCACGAACACCUAAGACAAAGGCCCAGCCUCUGGAAGAUCUAUCUGGUUUGCAAGAACUCUUUCAAACACCAGGCUGCCAUUCUAGGAGCCCACUACCUGAACAUGAAACCCAUAAAACACCCUGCAGAUCUCCCCAGUCACCACCAAUUGAUACUGCAAUAUCCUCAAGGAGACAUUCUAAGAUAAGUCUAGGGAAAAUAGAUAUGAAAGAAGAGCUGUCAUCACUCAGAAAGCUAACACAGUCUCCAGGUAAAACCAUGCAUACACCUUUGGUACCAGUUCAGGAGCAGAAACGCAUCAGAGUGUCUACAGGAACUCCAGAGCAACAGUUAGCUCUGACAGAAAAUUUAAAUGGCCUUAAGAGACGUCCACAAACACCUAAGACAAAGGCCCAGCCUCUAGAAGACCUGGCUGGCUUCCAAGAGCUCUUCCAAACACCAAACCAUGCCAAAGACCUAGUGACUACUGUCAAAACACCCCACAGAUCUCAGUCAACACCAGUGGGUACUGUAACAACCUCGAAGAGAUGUCCUAAAAAACAUAUAGGAAAAGGGGAUGUGAAAGCAGAGCUUUCAGCGGUGAGAGAACGGACAUUGAAGGAUACCAUGCACACACUCAAAGAAGCCAUAGAUGAUAAACACAAGAAAGUGUUUAAGGAAUCUGCCAAGCGAAAACUGAACCCAGCAGAAAGUGUAACUGGCACCAAGAGGCUGCGGCGAGCACCCAAGGAAAAGACCCAAACCUUAGAUGACCUGUGUGGGUUGCAAGAGCUCUUCCAAACGCCAGGUUACACUGAAGAAUCUGUGAGUGAUGAAAAGGCUACAGUAAUGUCUUGCAAGUCUCCACAAUCUGAAUCAGUCGGAACCCUAACAAAGACAAGGAGAGGCCCCAGGACAAGACUCAGAAAGGUGAAUGUGAAGGAAGAUUCCUCAGCAGUGCGAAAAUCAACACGAACAUCGAAGGCCAUUACUCACACCUCUAAAGUACCAGAAGAUGAUGAUAAAGGCAUUAAACCUUUAAAGGAAAUUGAACAGAAAACGUUGGACCUUGCUGCAGGUGUAAGUGGCAGCAGGAGAUGGCCAAGAGCAGCCAAAGCAAAAGCUCAGCCCAUACAAGACACAAGUAGCUCCAAAAAACUGAGCCAAACAUCGGGCCACACUGAGGAAUCAGUGAGAGAUGAAAAAACCACAAAAACGCCUUGCAAAUCUCCACAACAAGUGCCAGGGGACACUUCAGCAGCCUCAAAGAGACGACCCAGGACAAGAUUUGGGAAGGUAGAUGUGACAGAAGAACUCUCAACACAGCGAAAGCAAAGAGCAACAUCAGGGGAGACCAUGAACACACACAAAGAACCUCCAAGUGAUAGUAAAGGUAGCAAAGAAUUUAAGGAAUCUGCCAAGCGAAAACGGGACCACAAAGAAAAUAUAACUGGCAGCAAGAGGCUGCGAGGGACACAUAAGAAAAUGACCCAACUUCUUGAAGAUCUGGCUAGCUCCAAAGAACUAAUCCAAAAACCAACUUACACUGAGGAAUCACUGAGCAAUGAGAAAACCACAAAAAUGCCCUGCAAAUCUUCACAACCAGAACCAGCAGACACUCCAGUAAGCACAAAGAGGCAACUCAGGACAAGACUUGGGAAUGUGAAUGUAAAAGAAGGACUCUCAGUUGUGAGGAAGCCAACACGAAUGUCCAGGGCCACCACCCGCACCUCCAAAAUGCCAGAAGGUGAUGACAAAGACAUCAAAGCUUUUAAGGAACCUUCAGAACAGACGCUGAACCCAGCCAUUAGUGUUACAAGCACCAGGAGGAACGUAAGAGCAUCUAAGGCAAAGUCACAAGUGGAAGACCUAUCCAGCCCUAAAGAAAGAAUCCAAACACCAGACCAUACUGUAGAACAGAUGAAUGAUGUUCAUAACCCAAAGAGCACUCCACAACAAAUACCUGACAGUAUAAAACCUCUGAAGACUUCUAGAAGGGUUCUUAGGGUUCCUAAAGAAAAACCGAUAGAAGAUUUGGUGGACACCAAAGGCCCUGCAGCAUCACAAAAUGGAAUGUCCUUACGCACCAGACACCAAAAUAAAACUGAUACAAACCAGCAAAACCUUGAAAUUCCUACAUCAGAAAAGGCCAAAAUAAAGAGACGUGAAAAGAAGUCCAUGAAGACAUCUGAAGAGAUAGAGCAACAGAUCCCUGGUGAUGGAGCUGGGAAACCUACAUUUAAGGGCAAAGUCAGUGGAAACAGGGUAUGCUUGAGAUCGGGAAGACAGAAUAAGAACUCCCAGCUUCACAUAGCAGAGGAGGAUGUAAAGGAGAACAGCAUGGAUAUCCCUGUGAAGAAUCAGAAAGAGAAAGAAGUAACCAAUAAUUCAGUCACUGUGAGUUUAAGAUCUAAAAGGGCUGGAAUUCAGCCAAAAGGAAACACUUUGGAGAGUGACUCUGAGCAAAGAAUAACUCAAGGUACCAAGAGAUGUACAGAAAAUCCAAAGAAGGAUAAGGACAUCAUGGACACCAAGAAAAUAAGAACCAGAAGUCAUCGGAACAUUGAAAAUAUUUAGCAAAUAAAUUUAAGAAAGAAAAAUAUGUAAUAUUUUAGCCAUAAGUUCUAGUUUUAUGUUUACCAACAAUGUAAAAGUGAACUCUGUAAAUAAUUAUAUCAGUGUAUUUAAGGGAAGAAACCUUAGAAUCUUUUAGCUUUGCAUCUUGGUGAUAACCGCAUCUUGCCCAGCAAAUGAUUCUGGCUUACAUUCCAAACCUUACCCUGUAAAGUCCUGAAGACAGCUGAGCACCUGGUGCCAGGCACUGAUGGUACCUGGGCUGUUUCUUAACUGACCUCUAACGUAUUAAGAGUUCUUGACAAAGCCCACAUACAUACCUUUGUCUAGCGUAGCAUAUAAGCCCCUUCCUCUUGUCUCUGAAUCUAUGAAUCCUGUGUCCUUGCUGGCUGACACAGGCUUUAUCCAUUUUGUCCAUUAAUUUCUUAAUAAAUUGCAUACUUUGUUAAAAAAUAAAAAUUUUCUUGCUCUGAA